Messenger RNA from Nelumbo nucifera (sacred lotus), 1913 nucleotides. RefSeq names its product serine/threonine-protein kinase AtPK2/AtPK19-like. Gene Ontology annotation, biological process: protein phosphorylation. Gene Ontology annotation, molecular function: protein serine/threonine kinase activity; ATP binding. NCBI's taxonomy places the organism in Eukaryota, Viridiplantae, Streptophyta, Magnoliopsida, Proteales, Nelumbonaceae. The record is from RefSeq and is a predicted model, not a curated record.
CUCAGAGGCUUUGGUUUCGGGAGCCUGUUUUUUUUAAGCAGUUUCGGUUUUUCUAUUCUCUCAUUUCUUUCUCCCCCCGCGCUAGCAGCCAUGUAAUCGACUGUCUUCCUUUACCGCCUGGAAGUAAUUCUUGGCCGGUUUUUCUUCUUCUUCCUUUUAUUAUUGUAUGGUUGUUUUUGUUGAAAUUUUCCUCUGUUUGUUUCUGGUUAUUUUUUCUUCAUCAUCAUCUUCUUCUUCUUCUUUUUAGGGAUUUUUAUCUUUUUUUUUUUUAAUUCUCCAACUCUCUCGCACUGUCAAUUUCGGUUUCCAUCUCUCUAAGAUCACAAGAUGGCCUCCACAGUUCAGAAGAAAACACUCCAUUCCAUUCUCGCCGGGAAGCUCAACAAACUUAGUAUUCCAUCUUCGACAUCGACGCCUGGCGAGGACUUCGAUUUCUCAGAUGUCUUCGGCCCUCAAACCUCACAGUCUGCUUCAUCACCUUUUCUUCGAGACCCGGAAAUAAUAUACAGCCGAUCCCACUCGUUUGUGGGCCCUUCGCCUCGAUUUGCCAACUCGGCUUCCCUCCCGUUUAAGGUCGUUGAUGGAGAGAGUUGUUCACAGGGUUCUGAAGGAGAAGAAGAGAAUGAAGAAGAACAUGUUGAUGCCGAGAAGUUGAAGGAGAAAGUAGAGGAGGAGGCGUCUCUGACUAAUAAGAUGGGUCCCGGCGAUUUUCAGAUUUUGGGAGUUAUUGGGCAGGGAGCUUUCGGUAAAGUUUUUCAGGUCAGGAAGAAGGACAAUGGUGGUGGUGGCGAUGGAAUUUUUGCAAUGAAGGUGAUGAAGAAGGAUACAAUUAUAAAGAAGAAUCAUGUGGAUUAUAUGAAGGGCGAGAGGGAUAUACUCACCAAGGUGGUGCAUCCGUUCAUUGUGCAGCUCCGAUACUCUUUCCAGACAAAGUCUAAACUCUAUCUGAUUUUGGAUUUUAUAAAUGGAGGGCAUCUAUUCUUUCAUCUGUAUCGACAAGGGAUUUUCAGUGAGGAUCAGGCAAGAAUUUAUACUGCCGAGAUUGUUUCUGCUGUUUCACAUCUUCACAAGAAUGGGAUCGUGCAUCGGGAUCUAAAACCUGAAAACAUUCUCAUGGAUGCUGACGGGCAUGUGAUGCUAACUGAUUUUGGACUAGCAAAGGAAAUUGAAGAAUCAAGCAGAUCAAAUUCUAUGUGUGGAACUACUGAAUAUAUGGCUCCAGAGAUUUUAUCAUCAAAGGGCCACAACAAAGAUGCAGAUUGGUGGAGUAUUGGCAUAUUAUUGUAUGAAAUGUUAACAGGGCAGCCACCCUUCACGCAUGCAAACAGACAAAAGCUUCAACAGAGAAUCAUCAGAGAAAAAGUGAAGCUCCCGCCAUUCUUAAGCAGUGAAGCUCAUUCUUUACUUAAAGGGCUACUGCAAAAGGAACCAUCGAAGAGGUUAGGCAGCGGCCCAAGUGGAAGUGAUGAAAUAAAAAACCAUAAAUGGUUUCGACCCAUUAACUGGAAGAAGUUGGAGGCUAGACAAUUGGAACCCAAGUUCAAGCCAAAUGUGAAUGGAAGAGAUUGCACCGCCAACUUUGACAAGUGCUGGACGGAAAUGCCUGCAGACGACUCCCCUGCUCCUACACCAACAACAACUGGUGAACACUUCAGGGGUUAUACUUACGUCGCACCUGCUCCUUGGCUCCAAGGAGCAAGCUAGGUGAACACUUCACCAAAUGAAGAAAUAAAAGUACUGACACAAAAGAUACACACUUUUAGGCAGAGCUGUGAGCUAGUAUUUAUUUUGGAAAAAGGUGUCUUGUGUGUAAUGUUGUACCAUGAUUUUCUUCUUUAACAGACAUGGAUUUCAAGAUUGUAGAUUGUUGACAACUGUUUGAUAGAAAUUUAAAAGAGUGAGAUUUAACAGCA